Messenger RNA from Spinacia oleracea (spinach), 624 nucleotides. RefSeq lists its product as uncharacterized. Gene Ontology annotation, molecular function: nucleic acid binding. Bases 1 to 624 code for a protein of 207 amino acids. The record is from RefSeq and is a predicted model, not a curated record. The transcript has a single exon. Lineage: Eukaryota; Viridiplantae; Streptophyta; Magnoliopsida; Caryophyllales; Amaranthaceae.
AUGUUCACAGUAGCAGUUGCAAGGCCUAGAUUCAAUGCUCAAGAUGAAUGCACAUUUGAUGGCAAAUUGGGGAUCUUUCCAUUCACUUAUCAAGAAGCAGCAAAGAGGAAUUCAAAAAAUAGAGAUAAGGGGACAAUGGUGACUAAAGUAGUUGAAUCAGUCAGAAAAGAAGAGACAAGGGACAUGCUCAUCAAUCAAAUUGUUCCAGCAAUCAUGCAAAAAUGGCCUCCAAGUGAAGGGCCAAAAACAAUAUUCAUACAACAAGACAAUGCAAGAACACACAUCACUCAAUCUGAUGCUAUAUGGCAACAAGCACAUCAACAAGGUGACUUCACUUUCAUUCUAGUCCAACAACCACCAAACAGUCCGGACUUGAACAUAUUAGACUUGGGUUUUUUCAAAAGUAUUCAAAGUUUAAUGCACAAGAAAAUGCCAAAGGAUGUUGAUGACAUGUUGGAUGCAGUUAACCAAGCUUAUUAUGAGUUAGAGGCAAGAACACUUGGAAAUGUUUGGUUAUCAUACCAAUAUGUGAUGAAUGAAAUACUAAAAGCCAAGGGUUCAAAUAAUUAUGAUCUACCACAUGUGAACAAGAAAAGACUUUUUGCUCAAGGAAGGUUAAUGUAG